Molecule: messenger RNA, 3300 nt
Organism: Cydia amplana
Lineage: Eukaryota; Metazoa; Arthropoda; Insecta; Lepidoptera; Tortricidae
Product: alpha-glucosidase 2-like
Exons: 1
Coding region: 81-3287 (1068 amino acids)
Biological process (GO): carbohydrate metabolic process; N-glycan processing
Molecular function (GO): carbohydrate binding; alpha-glucosidase activity; protein binding
Source: RefSeq, a predicted model, not a curated record
UUUUUUUUAUUAUUAUUUGCAGAUUACAUCAAAAUACCAAAGCCACACUACCAACAACUAUAAAUAAAUUUCCUUCAAUCAUGGACGAACUAGAAAUAACCCUUGGCGGGAUCAAAUCCAUUGAGAAAGCAAAAGACCAUUUUGUAAUAGAAUAUGACUCAGCAUACUCUGGCAGAUUAUACAUGCUCAAUGGCCAUACCUUCAGGUAUUUUGUGUCUAAAGAAGAUUUCAUUGACUUCCCAGAACCUAGGAAUGAAGAAGAUAUUGCUAAAAUGGUGCUCAAGAGUGUGGACGAGUAUGACACAGUUCCCUUCGUUAUAUCCACCAUAGAAGAGACUGAAGAAUCUUUCAUAAUAGAUGCAGAGAAUAUUAAAAUUUACUUUGAUAAAGAAAAUGGUACAAUGAAGGUAAAAGAUAAACGCAAUAACAAAAAAGUAUUGCAAGAAGCUAGUCCAUUAUCAUUUGUUAAUAACAAAACAAUACAAGUAUUAGUUCAUCACAAAGAUGAACAUUUCUUCGGUGGUGGAAUGCAAAACGGUAGAUUUGCUCAUAAGGGAGAAAGCAUACAGAUAGUAAAUACCAACAACUGGAUAGAUGGUGGAGUCACAUCUCCAAACCCAUUUUAUUGGUCAACCUACGGUUAUGGGGUCAUGAGAAAUACUUGGCAAUCGGGCUUGUAUGAUUUUGGAUCGAAAAUCGAGAAAUACGUAACAACUACACAUAACGAAAAAUAUUUCGAUGCAUUUUACUUCAUCAGCCCUCAUCCUAAAGAUAUUCUGCUGGAUUAUUUUCAUCUCACGGGUCGGCCGAUUUUGCUUCCCGAAUACGCCUUUUAUCAAGCGCAUUUGAACGCAUUCAACAGAGACUAUUGGGUCGAAGUAACGGCUGGCACGCAAGGUGCUAUUCUGUACGAAGAUGGAAAGUAUUAUAAAAGCUAUCAGCCCAAAGAUAUAGGAAACAAAACGGGAAUUCUAGAAUCUCUGAACGGUGAAUUAAAUAACUACCAAUUUUCUGCGCGAGCGAUGAUAGACAGAUAUGUAAACCAUGAUAUGCCGCUCGGUUGGUUUAUACCCAACGAUGGAUACGGCUCAGGGUAUGGUCAAACAGACUCACUACAGGGAGACAUCCAAAAUUUGAAAGAAUUUGCGAUGUAUGCGAGAAAGCACGGAGUGGAAGUUGCUCUGUGGACGGAAUCCAAUCUCGAGCCCGAAGACCCUGAAAACCCGAAGAAAGGAGAAAGAGAUCUGAGCAGAGAAGUUAGUGAGGCGGAUGUGGUGGCCCUGAAAUGUGACGUGGCUUGGAUUGGUUACGGUUAUUCCUUCGGACUGAAUGCAGUCGAAACGGCUACUACGAUAUUUAACUCGUCAACUAAGAGAGCCGCGAGACCAUUUAUUAUAAUGGUAGAUGGUUGGGCGGGGACACAAAGAUACGCGGGGAUCUGGAGCGGAGAUCAGUCCGGCGGACAAUGGGAAUAUAUACGCUUCCACAUCCCUACAUACAUCGGAUCAGGCCUUUCAGGGCAACCUGUUAUUGGCUCCGACAUGGACGGAAUAUAUUACGGUGGUAAAAAAGAAGUCAACAUUCGGGAUUACCAAUGGAAAGCGUUUACUCCUCUGCAACUGAAUAUGGACGGAUGGGGCUCGGUCCCUAAAACACCUUUCACUUUUGAUAAUGAAGCUAUUUAUCUCAACAGAGCUUAUUUAAAACUGAAAUCGGUACUCGUGCCAUACACUUACUCUAUCAACUACGAAUCUAUUCGAGGUUUGCCCAUGGUAAGAGCCAUGUUCCUCGAGUUUCCUGAAGAAACUCCGGCUUACACGAAUGAUUCUAAAUAUCAGUACAUGUGGGGCCCAAAUAUUCUCGUAGCGCCAGUGUACACGCCAGAUCCUUUCAGGAAUGGCAUUUACCUGCCCAACCCUCAACAGGUAUGGAUAGACUUCAUUAGUGGAGACAUGUACCAAGGUGGUAAGAUUUACAACAACUUCAAAACUCCUCUUUGGAAGAUUCCAGUUUUUAUCAAAAAUGGUGCUAUUAUUCCUACAACAGAAGCCAACAAUAACCCUUCUGAAAUUAAAAGAGACAGUAGAUCGUUUUAUCUUUACCCUUCUGGGGCAUCAAGCUUCGAGGUGUACGAAGACGACGGUAUUUCGGUUGAAUACGAGAAAGGACAUUUUGCUAAAACAAAAGUAAAAAUGGCCACAAACGAAUCCAAUAAAAAUGAACCAGAUGACCUUUAUGUUAGUAUUGAAGAAACCAAAGGAAAGUACAAAGGCAUGGUAAAUGAAAGAAGAACUUUAAUUAAAAUAAUGACUUCUGUUGAACCAAAGGAGGUAGAAAUAAUGUUCCAUGGACAAUAUAUUCCUUUGAAGAAAGCGGAAUCAGAGUCUGAGUACAACGCUAAGGAAGAUGUUUAUUUCGUCAAGGAUGACGAAAUUGUGAUCCCAUUUAUGCGAGAUAUUGCCGCAGAAAAUCUUACGCAGAAGUUUCUGCUGAUAAAAUUGAAAACAAUCGACGUGACCAAAGAAAAACUCCAUUUGAAAGUUACAGGUUUUGAAAAUAGACGUAAAGUAUUUGGCAAAGACAAUGGUCUUAACUCUUCGCUUCCGACACCGACCAACUUCGCAGUUCAUGAAGCGACGCCUACAUCUCUGAUAUUGUCUUGGGACGAAGUAAAUGAAGCAAAAUACUAUGAAAUAGAGAGAGAUGGCUACAUAUUCAGCAACAUUAUCGGAAACAAAUUUAGCUUUCACGGCUUUAAAUAUGUAACGGAACAUUCCUUUAGAAUUCGUAGUGUAAACGAUGGCGAAUCGGAAUGGAGCGACAUUCUCUCGACCUUUACAAAGGAAGACCCUUAUAAAAACACACUAAAGGACGUAAAGGUGUCCUGCAAUUUCCCGUGUCAGCCGAACCAGGAGAUUUGCAAGCUCACCGAUGGGGACGCGAAUUCCUUGUGGCACACGCACUGGGGCUCACCUGGCAAGCUGUGCCCUGUCAAAGGAAAAGUCAUAAAGCUAAAUUUCGAUUUGGGACAAGUGCACGAGGUUGAAAAGAUGGAGUACCUGCCUCGAGAGGAUGCCGGUAACGGGACAUUGCUCCUGAUUCAGUACAGGCUCUCAAGUGAUGGCAAAAACUGGACACCCUUGUCUCCAAAGAUUUACUUGAAACAUGAUGCGGAGACAAAGACAAUCAGGUUGGACAGUGCCUUCAGGUACAUAGAUUUACACGUUUUAGAUAGUGUCGGUAGCUUCGGAUCUGGGAAGCUUGUGCGUUUUUAUAAGAAAUUAUAAAUUUAAGCUUAAA